Rodentolepis nana is the source of this 1134-nucleotide messenger RNA. Lineage: Eukaryota; Metazoa; Platyhelminthes; Cestoda; Cyclophyllidea; Hymenolepididae. The record is from the annotation of a GenBank genome assembly.
AUGACUAGCGGUGCCUACGCUCGACCAUCCCUUACACUUAUGAACGCGGUACGAAUGCCUCCACCUCACUUGAGUUCAAGUCAACAGCUUCAACCAAUUUCAAACCCAGGAGCUUCAGUUCCAAUCCCACCUCAUCAACAACAAUCUCAAACGGCAAAGUGGUCAAUUUCGACGAGCUUUGACCCUAGUCAAUGGCAGGCACUUUUUCCACAGGGUCUGCGACUAUCUCCUAGUGUCCCCUGGUGUCCACCUCCUCAAGGGACUCAAUCAAUCUAUACAUCACCUUUCCAGCUGACCCAGCAGAACUUCGAUAUCAGUCAAGCACAACAGUCCCUCUACCAGCCAGCUUAUGUUCUUUCACCACAGGGAAUUCUUGUGCCUGCCCAAGCGCCAUACUUUGUUCCAGUUGCCCAAAAUUCACAAUUACAGCCAAAUAUUCAAUCCCAAUUUCAAGGUGGAAUUUCACCCCAAGGAAUAUUCUUCUCUCAGUCGUGUGCGCCGACAGUUUCCAUUAUCGAUAAUCCAUCGUCAAUAGUCAAUGGUACAUCACAGAGACCGCCAAGUUUUUCAACAACUGAAGAUCCCCCCUCGUCAGUGAAUCAGAAUAUGGAGGCUCCAGCAAACCUAACGUUCUCAGGCGCUGUAAUCUCUUCUCCAAUUGUUACUGAACCCUCGUCACAGCCUUUUCACUACAGUGCGACUACUCCUCAGGAAGAUAUUCAAAAGCCCUCCUCUGAGCGACCAACCAUUCAGCUAAUUGUGAAUACAAAGUUAGGUGAAGAUGUGAUUAAUUUGAAUGAGGUCACAGACUCCGAGUAUGAGUCAUCAGUCUGGGUGAGUCGACGUCAGGUCACUGUCUUAACAGAGGGUGCGGUGGAGCGAGGAGGCAAGUUGAAAAAGGCACUUAAGGGCAGACAGUCAAUGUCUCCUGAAAGACAGCAUCAUGCCUCCAAAGUGAAAGCAGCAAUUCAAGGUGCUCUAAAGGGUGCUAGAAGGAAGAAAAAUGCAGCGGCCUUGACUCCCAAUACACCGGUCACUAUGGGAGGAUCUACAAUUCCUGCUCGUGAUAAAAAGUCAGAAAAAACACGAUUGCAAAACCAUGAACCACAAAUUAACACUGAAACUCAUAUUUGA